Molecule: messenger RNA, 1895 nt
Organism: Nelumbo nucifera (sacred lotus)
Lineage: Eukaryota; Viridiplantae; Streptophyta; Magnoliopsida; Proteales; Nelumbonaceae
Source: RefSeq, a predicted model, not a curated record
UCUUCUUCAUAUACACAGUCAUCAACCCACAAGAGAAUAUGCUUAAUAUUCUUCUCUUUGUGCUCUUCUUUGCUCCAUAUCUGUAAUAUAACCCAACCGAUCGAGCUUUCUCUGGUCUUCUUUCAAGUUCAAAAGCUCUCAAUCAAUACCAUGGGGAAUUGUCUAAUUACUUCCCUUUCUGCUGCUAGGGACCCCAUUGAAACAAUAUUCAAGCUUCCCUCUCCACUACCAUCUUGGCCACGAGGGGACGGAUUUGCAACUGGAAUCAUAAGUCUAGGAGGGGUAGAGGUUUGCCUGGUCUCUACUUUCACCAAGGUUUGGGCUGUCCAUGAAGGGGGCCCAGGGAACCUUGGAGCCACCUUCUUCGAACCUUCGCCAAUACCUGCAGGGUUCUUCAUGCUCGGAUGCUACAGCCAACCCAAUAACGUGCCUCUUUUCGGGUGGGCCUUGGCUGGAAAAGAUGACGGAGGGGACCCCUCAACAGAAGCUCUCCAGACACCUUUGGAUUACACUCUUGUCUGGAACAGUGAAUCCCUGCAAAUUAAGAAAGAUGGCAAUGGCUACAUUUGGUUACCCACCCCGCCGGAUGGCUACAAAGCUGUUGGUUACGUCGUCACAACCUCGCCGGAGAAGCCACCCCUAGACAAAGUGCGGUGUGUUCGUUCUGACCUCACCGAUCAAUGCGAACGUGAGACGUGGAUAUGGGGAUCAAAUGGGUUGAACGUCUAUAGUUUGAGACCCACCCUUAGAGGAGCCCAGGCUCCUGGUGUUUGUGUGGGGACGUUUGUAGCAGAAGCGCAGGGUGCGGCUUCUCCUUCAUCGUUAGCUUGUUUGAAGAACAACAAAUCUAGUUUAUCUUCCAUGCCUAAUCUAAACCAGAUUGAGGCAUUACUACAAGCUUACUCCCCAUGGAUUUACUUCCAUCCUGAUGAAUCAUACCUCCCCUCCUCUGUGACUUGGUUCUUCAACAAUGGAGCUCUACUUUACAAGAAGGGCGACGAAUCCAAUCCUGUGCCGAUCGAUCCAACUGGGUCCAAUCUUCCCCUAGGCGGUUCAAAUGAUGGGUCUUACUGGUUGGAUCUCCCCAUCAAUGAGACGGACAAAGGGAAGGUGAAGAAAGGUGAAUUACAAAGCUCACAGGCCUACAUACACGUAAAACCAAUGUUAGGCGCUACGUUCACAGACGUAGGUAUCUGGGUAUUCUACCCAUUCAACGGGCCGGCAAGAGCCAAGAUAGAGUUCAUAAAUGUUUCACUGGGAAAAAUCGGCGAACAUGUUGGAGACUGGGAGCAUUUGACACUGAGAAUCAGCAAUUUCACCGGGGAGCUCUGGAGGGUUUACUUCUCGCAGCACAGUAAGGGGACAUGGAUGAACGCCUCAGAGCUCGAGUUCCAAGGUGGGAACAAGUUGGUCGCCUAUUCUUCCUUGCAUGGCCAUGCAUUCUAUCCGAAACCAGGACUGGUUCUGCAGGGAAGCAACGGGGUGGGAAUAAGGAACGACACCGCCAAGAGUAAGGCUCUGAUGGACACAGGAGUGAAGCCUGUGAUUGUCUCGGCCGAGCACUUGGGCACAGUCGUCGAACCUCCAUGGCUGAACUAUGCCAGAGAAUGGGGUCCAAAGAUUAGUUAUGAUACCGCGGCGGAGAUAAAGAAAGUGGAGAAGCUGCUUCCCGGAAAGCUUAAGGCUGCAUUUAAGAAUCUUGUGAAAAGCCUUCCGAGUGAAGUGUUGGGAGAAGAAGGGCCUACCGGCCCCAAGAUGAAGAACAAUUGGAGCGGGGACGAAGCCUGAAACUUUGGUUUUCGUCAUUUCAUGGUUUGUUAAUUUUGGUGGGUGACGACGUAGUUGUAAUAUUAUUGUAUUGUUUCAUUUAAUGCAACAAAAUGGGUUUAAGUCAA